AAUAAAAACAAAACAAGACUAGAUCACUAGAAGAGUAAGAGUGUAAAAGAUAGCAUAUUCAACCCUCAAAACUUUAGCCUUCACACAGGAAGAGAAACAGCAAAUAGUUCAAGGCUUCAAGCGGCCAUGGAUUCAGCUCCUAUGCACAUAGCAAUGUUUCCAUGGUUUGCCAUGGGUCACCUAACCCCAUUUCUGCACCUCUCUAACAAAUUAGCACGGAGAGGACACAGAAUCUCCUUCUUAAUCCCCAAAAGAACACAAGCCAAAUUAGAACAUCUCAACCUGCACCCACAACUCAUUACCUUUGUCCCCAUCACUGUUCCUCAUGUUGAUGGUCUUCCUCAUGAUGCUGAAACAACUUCAGAUGUUCCCUUCUCCUUAUUCUCAAAUCUUGCCACAGCUUUGGAUUUGACAGAGAAGGACAUUGAACCUCUCCUGAUGGACCUGAAGCCACAAAUUGUUUUCUUUGAUUUUCAAUAUUGGCUACCCAACAUGGCUAGGAGCCUUGGCAUCAAGAGUGUCCAAUACUUUAUAGUUAAUCCAGCAACAUCAGCUUACUUUGGAACCCCAAGACCGAGCCAAGGAAGUGAAAUUACUGAAGUCGAUUGCAUGAAACCGCCACUGGGGUUUCCUGAUGAUCCACCAUUAAAGUUUUAUGCACAUGAAAUUCGAUUCAUAGCUUCCUUCGCGAAAGUGGUAUUUGGAAGUGGAAUUUUCUUUCCUGAUCGCUUUGGCAUGGGUACACGUUUCGCAGAUUUAAUGGCUUUCAAAGGUUGCAGAGAAAUUGAGGGGCCUUAUGUGGAUUAUCUUGAAUCUGUAUAUAAGAAGCCUGUUCUGCUUUCAGGGCCUCUUUUACCAGAGCCAUCAACCUCUACUUUAGAGGAAAAAUGGGUUUCAUGGCUUGGGAAAUUCAAGGCUGGUUCUGUGGUUUUCUGUGCAUAUGGAAGUGAAGGUCCAUUGCAGCAAAAUCAGUUCCAAGAGUUGUUGCUUGGACUUGAGCUAUCAGGUUUUCCAUUUCUUGCAGCACUUAAGCCACCUACUGGAUUUGAAUCUAUUGAAGAAGCUCUUCCUGAAGGCUUCUUAGAAAGGGUUCAUGGAAGAGGGAUUGCAUAUGGAGGUUGGAUUCAGCAGCAACUGAUUUUAGAGCACCCUUCUGUUGGUUGCUUCAUAACACACUGUGGAGGAGCUUCUAUAACUGAGGCACUUGUCAACACCUGUCAAAUGGUGCUGCUGCCGCGACUUGGUUCUGAUCAUGUCACGAACGCACGGGUGAUGAGUGCGAAGUUAAGGGUUGGGGUUGAAGUGGAGAAAGGUGAAGAAGACGGCUUGUUCACAAAAGAAAGUGUGUGCAAAGCUGUGAAAACUGUGAUGGAUGAUGAGAGUGAGCUCGGAAAAGAAGUGAGAGCAAAUCAUACCAAAUUGAGGAACUUGUUACUGAGCGAAAACUUAGAGUCCUCAUGUGUUGAUACUUUCUGUCAAAGGCUUCAAAAAUUGUUGUAAAUUCUACCAAGAGUACACAUGUGAGUUAAUGUGUUAAAGUUUUAGUUUUCCA
Lotus japonicus is the source of this 1552-nucleotide messenger RNA. RefSeq names its product cyanidin 3-O-galactoside 2''-O-xylosyltransferase FGGT1-like. Bases 127 to 1500 code for a protein of 457 amino acids. The record is from RefSeq and is a predicted model, not a curated record. The transcript has a single exon. Gene Ontology annotation, molecular function: UDP-glycosyltransferase activity. NCBI's taxonomy places the organism in Eukaryota, Viridiplantae, Streptophyta, Magnoliopsida, Fabales, Fabaceae.